AUGCCUGGAUCGUUUUCGAGAAUCAGGGACAAGGCCAGGCGCCACCUGGGUGAUCCUAGUCCGGAUGAGGCCUAUCUUUCUUUAACGCGAGCCGAUCUAGACAGCAUCAAGUCUAACGACUGGCUCACGGACAAUGCCAUCGCCUUCUGGCAAGAAUACCUCGAACGCGAAGAGCUCAAUGCCUUCCCCAAAGCCUCCAUCGUCCUCCUCCGCCCCUCCAUGUCCUACAUGCUCAUGCAAUCCGCCGAGCCCCUCUCCUUGAAAGAAGUCCUCCCCAACUUCACUCACACAACACACGUCUUCCUGCCCAUAAAUGACAACACCGACGUCACACAAGCCGAAGGCGGCUCACAUUGGUCCCUCCUUCUCGUUUCCAUCAUCGAUGGCGUUUCAUUCCACUACGACUCCAUGACUCAGUCCAACGAGCGCGAAGCACGAAGCACAACCAUGAAGCUGGAACAACUACUAGGAAAGCGACUGCGGUUUAUCCCUAUGAGUGAUAGUCCGCAGCAAGAAAACGGAAGUGAUUGUGGUGUGUUCGUCUGUGUGCUUAUGCGGCAUUUGCUGCUCAAGAGGCUGCUUCGGGCCGAUGCGAGCAAGAAGGUCAGCAUGAGCAUGCGGGAUGCACACAUAAACGCAAAAGAUGGACGGAGAACUAUGCUCAAGGUCAUCGAAGAGAGGAGAGACGAGGGAAAGCGGAGACGCUCAGGCAGUCAUUCACCCUUUAGAAAUCCCUCCGCCCACUCCAAGAGCCCACCACGCAUAGGCGACGAACAAUCGCAGGAGCGCUAG
Molecule: messenger RNA, 792 nt
Organism: Alternaria postmessia
Lineage: Eukaryota; Fungi; Ascomycota; Dothideomycetes; Pleosporales; Pleosporaceae
Exons: 4
Coding region: 1-792 (263 amino acids)
Biological process (GO): proteolysis
Molecular function (GO): deNEDDylase activity; cysteine-type peptidase activity
Source: RefSeq, a predicted model, not a curated record